CGACCUGGUGACGUGAGGAGCGUUCCAUUCCGCCAGCGGUGGGCGGUUGCCACAGCUGGUUUAGGGCCCCGACCACUGGGGUCCCCUGUCAGGAGGAGGCAGCCUCCCUGCCUGGGAGGAGAAGUAGCUGCCACCUUUGACGGCUGACGCGAUCCUCUGGGACAGUGGUGCACUUUCUGCCCUCAGUUGCGGGGCCGAGUUCGGGCUCCCUCGUUCAGGGCUGCAAGUUGGACUUUGGAUGAUGGUUGACGCAGUGACAACAAUAGUAGGAGAUGUGAUUUCAAAGCUGGGCUCAGCUUUUGUUUCUUCUCUCGUGUAGUGACAAAGCCCAUUUGGGACCAGGAACUGCAAUCAUGUCUGUGAUGGUGGUAAGAAAGAAGGUGACACGGAAAUGGGAGAAACUCCCAGGCAGAAACACCUUCUGCUGUGAUGGUCGCGUCAUGAUGGCCCGGCAAAAGGGCAUCUUCUACUUGACCCUCUUCCUGAUCCUGGGGACAUGUACACUCUUCUUUGCCUUCGAGUGUCGCUACCUGGCGGUUCAGCUGUCUCCUGCUAUUCCUGUGUUUGCUGCCAUGCUCUUUCUUUUCUCCAUGGCCACUCUGUUGAGAACCAGUUUCAGCGACCCUGGCGUGAUUCCUCGGGCCCUACCAGACGAAGCAGCUUUCAUAGAAAUGGAGAUAGAAGCUACCAAUGGUGCAGUACCUCAGGGCCAGAGACCACCCCCUCGUAUCAAGAAUUUCCAGAUAAACAACCAGAUUGUGAAACUGAAAUACUGUUAUACAUGCAAGAUCUUCCGGCCACCCCGGGCUUCCCAUUGCAGCAUCUGUGACAACUGUGUGGAGCGCUUCGACCAUCACUGCCCCUGGGUGGGGAACUGUGUUGGAAAGAGGAACUACCGCUACUUCUACCUCUUCAUUCUUUCUCUCUCCCUCCUCACAAUUUAUGUCUUCGCCUUCAACAUCGUCUACGUGGCCCUCAAAUCUUUGAAAAUUGGCUUUCUGGAGACAUUGAAAGAAACUCCUGGAACUGUUCUAGAAGUUCUCAUUUGCUUCUUCACACUGUGGUCUGUUGUGGGACUGACUGGAUUUCACACUUUCCUCGUGGCUCUCAACCAGACAACCAAUGAAGACAUCAAAGGAUCGUGGACAGGGAAGAAUCGUGUGCAGAAUCCCUACAGCCAUGGCAACAUUGUGAAGAACUGCUGUGAAGUGCUUUGUGGUCCCUUGCCCCCUAGUGUGCUGGAUCGAAGGGGUAUUUUGCCACUGGAGGAAAGUGGAAGCCGACCUCCCAGUACUCAAGAGACCAGUAGCAGCCUCUUGCCACAGAGCCCAGCUCCAGCAGAACAUAUGAACUCUGAGAUGCCGGAGGACACCAGCACUCCAGAAGAGAUGCCACCUCCAGAGCCCCCAGAGCCACCACAGCAGGAAGCUGAAGUUGAGAAGUAGCUUAACUAUGGAAGAGACUUUUGUUUGUGUUGAAUUAGGGCUAUGAGAGACUUCAGGGGAGAAGAUAAACCUGAGACAGAGAGCAAAUAAGCUGUCCCUUAGUUACUAUCGUUGUUUUUUUUUUUUUUUUUAAUUCAUCCAAUUGCACACUGGCAUUUUCUUGCUGCAAGCUUUUUUUUUUUU
Jaculus jaculus (lesser Egyptian jerboa) is the source of this 1628-nucleotide messenger RNA. RefSeq names its product zinc finger DHHC-type palmitoyltransferase 9 (gene Zdhhc9). Gene Ontology annotation, molecular function: protein-cysteine S-palmitoyltransferase activity. The record is from RefSeq and is a predicted model, not a curated record. The coding region runs from base 354 to 1445 and encodes 363 amino acids. Gene Ontology annotation, cellular component: Golgi apparatus; endoplasmic reticulum. The transcript has 10 exons. Gene Ontology annotation, biological process: protein targeting to membrane; peptidyl-L-cysteine S-palmitoylation. Lineage: Eukaryota; Metazoa; Chordata; Mammalia; Rodentia; Dipodidae.